This is a messenger RNA of Ostrea edulis (European flat oyster), 2338 nucleotides long. Its product is annotated as ATP-dependent RNA helicase SUPV3L1, mitochondrial-like. Lineage: Eukaryota; Metazoa; Mollusca; Bivalvia; Ostreida; Ostreidae. The record is from RefSeq and is a predicted model, not a curated record. Gene Ontology annotation, molecular function: ATP binding; hydrolase activity, acting on acid anhydrides; RNA helicase activity. The coding region runs from base 1 to 2118 and encodes 705 amino acids. Gene Ontology annotation, biological process: RNA catabolic process; mitochondrial RNA 3'-end processing. Gene Ontology annotation, cellular component: mitochondrial degradosome. The transcript is spliced from 15 exons.
AUGAAAUUCAUGAUGCUGAGUCUACUACGGACUGGUUUCAAAGGCAAUACAUUUUGUGCGUGUAGGAAAAUUCUGAUCGAUCGUCAGAAUAAUGAUUUUGUUCGAGCAUGUCAUAUAUUGUCACAAAUCAGGAGGAAUUUCAGCUCAAACGUUGUACUGGGGUGUAUAUCAUCGAGGAAAUCCGGGAAAAUAGAAGAUAUCACUGUAAAAGAAACCAUCAUAAAUACUCUUGUCGAUCCGACAGGAACAGGGAGAGACUUGACGGGUGAUCUUGAUCAGGACCAAGUGUCUCAAACAUUAAUGAGUUUUACAAAACAGUCUGAAGUAUAUAAAGCAGCACAGAUGGAAGGUUUAAUAGAGCCUUUCCUAUCCAAAGCCAUGGAGAGGUUUACUGAGUUUGUGAUGAAUAAUAUAAGUCAACUUCCUGCUCAGCUGCAUAUUGUUUUGUAUGAUAUCAUCAACUCAGGCAAACACAUGGAUGAUUUGUUUCCAUUUUUCAUUGACUAUGCUAAGAAGUUAUAUCCACACUUCGAGUUUAAAGAUGACCUUCAGUUAAUAUGUGAUCUGACACAACCUGCUAAUUGGUAUCCUGAAGCACGAAGGAUGAAGCGAAAAAUCAUUUUCCACAGCGGACCUACUAACAGUGGAAAGACGUACCACGCUCUGAAGGCUUUCAUGAACGCUGACACUGGGGUGUACUGUGGCCCACUAAGAUUGCUAGCGGUGGAAGUCUUCAAAAAAUGUCAAGAUUAUGAUGUACCAUGUGAUCUGAUUACAGGAGAAGAAAGACGAUUCCAUUUUAGUCCGGACGAACCAGCAGCCCAUAUUUCAUCAACAGUUGAGAUGGCCAGCACCACGUUAGAAUAUGAUGUGGCGGUCAUCGAUGAGAUUCAAAUGUUGAGGGAUCAGGAACGAGGAGGGGCCUGGACAAGGGUUCUCCUGGGACUCUGUGCCAGAGAGAUUCAUCUGUGUGGAGAGGAGGCAGCCGUUAAUCUGGUCCAAAGAAUAGUCCACACCACAGGAGACUCGCUGGAGGUUCGGCGAUACGAUCGUUUAACGAAAUUAAGAUUUGACACUAAAGCAAUAGAAACAUUGGAGGAGGUACAGGGUGGAGACUGCCUGGUGUGUUUCCAAAAAAAGACAAUAUAUAAUGUGUGUAUGGAGCUGGAGAGGCUGGGACACAAUGUGGCAGUCAUUUACGGAAGCCUCCCCCCAGCCACAAAACUAGCACAAGCUGAGAAGUUCAAUGAUCCCAAGGAUCCAUGUAAGGUGCUGGUGGCCACAGAUGCCAUCGGAAUGGGCAUUAACCUGAAAAUUAAGAGAAUGGUUUUCUUGCAAAUUAAGAAAUUUAGUCGAAAUGAGAAUGGACAAUUAGUUAGUUCCGAUAUCAGCACACCACAGGCCAAGCAGAUAGCUGGCCGAGCAGGAAGGUACGGAGCAGGACAGGAAGUGGGGCUGGUGACGGCAUUCACCGAGAAGAGGAUGUUGGAACUCAAAGACAUCAUUAAACAGGAAGUGGAGGACAUAAAAGCUGCUGGUUUACUGCCCACUGUAGAACAAUUGGAGCAGUUUUACUUUUACCUGCCUAGCUUUAAGCUUCCAGAUAUACUUAAUAUUUUUGAGCACAUGUCUACCGUGAAUAAUGACAUGUACUUCCUGUGUGCAAUGCAGAAUUUUAAGGCACUGGCUUCAUUGAUAGAUCACAUUGAUCUUCCCCUGCGAGUGAGGUAUCAGUUCUGUAUGGCUCCAGUAUCACUGAAUUCACCAUCACUAAGCACCAUGUAUGCCAAGUUUGCACGAAGCUAUAGCAACGGAACCCCGAUCGAUUGUAAAUGGCUGCUGAUGCAGACGGACUAUCCUUGGGUUCUCCCUCGGACAAUCAAAAGUCUGUCCAAUCUGGAGGAGGUGUACGAAAUCAUGGACAUGUAUCUAUGGCUCAGUUUCAGGUUUGAGGAUAUAUUCUGUGAUAGAGAGAAAGUGCAGGAAGUUCAGAGUGAAUUAGAAACUGUUGUUCAGGAGGGAGUUAAAAAGCUCGGACUGCUGUUACUAAAGAAAAAGACUGAUGAAACGAAGGGACUCUCUCAAAAGAAAUUCAAAUGGAAGAAGAAGGGAAAAUGAUAUUGUGAAAGGAAUAUGUAUAUAUAACUUAUGUUCCACAAGACCAUAAAAUGUGGUAUAAAGAAAAUAGAAACGGUCAGUAGCUGUUGUCAAAAAAUCUAACCAAAGACAAGACUAACAUUGACAAUGGGUAUUCAUGUGCGUUUUGGUUUUCUGCCUGUGAAGUUGUUGAGUUUAUACAGUUAAUUGUCAGAUUAAAUCUGAAAACAUUUUUUGAAAA